AAGGCAGCGAGGAGGAGCCAUACCCCAGGCGAGAGCCGUACUCGGACAUACUCUUCCUCCAGUUCGUGCUUCAAGCCCCGUCAGACGGUCGGAAACAUUUGGGCGCAUUCCUGGCGGAAACGAAAACAGAAACCGGUAUGACGGACGGAAGAAUAUCGCGCGUCGAAGUCAUCGACGUGCGUUUCCCUACGUCGUUGGAGUUAUACGGCUCUGAUGCCAUGCACACAGAUCCGGACUACUCGUGCGCCUACGUCAUCAUUAGCACGGACAAUAACCUGCAAGGCCACGGACUCACUUUCACGGCUGGACGAGGGACAGAAAUUGUCGUGGCAGCUGUAAAAGCGCUGAUCCCCAUCAUCAGAGGGGUGUCACUGGAGUCCAUCUAUUCCAACUUUGGCCAGUUCUGGCGGAAGCUCACUAGCGACAGUCAACUCAGAUGGGUGGGUCCAGAAAAAGGCGUCAUCCACUUGGCCACCGCGGCCGUCGUCAACGCCCUCUGGGAUCUCUGGGGAAAGAUUCGAGGCAAACCGGUCUGGAAGCUCUUGGCAGACAUGGACCCCGAAGAAAUUGUGUCCCUCAUCGAUUUCAGAUACUUGUCGGACAUACUUACCAGGGAGGAAGCAAUAGAAAUUCUACAAAAGAAGAAAAGCACCAGGGCCCAACGAGAACGUGAGUUGACAACUAAUGGCUACCCCGCUUACACCACUGCAUGCGGCUGGAUCGGCUACGGGGAUGAGAAAAUAAAAAAGCUCUGUCGCGACGCUCAAAGCGAAGGUUUCACGAGUUUCAAGGUCAAAGUGGGACAAAAUCUGCUGGACGACAAGCGACGGCUUCAAGUCGUCCGCUCCACCAUUGGUGACAAGUGCAAGCUGAUGGUUGACGCCAAUCAGUGCUGGGACGUCAAGGAGGCGAUUUACUGGAUGAAGGAGCUAUCCGACUACCGAAUCCACUGGAUCGAGGAACCGACGUCGCCGGACGACAUUCUGGGUCACGCCACCAUUUCGAAGGCGCUCGCUCCGUUGGGCAUCGGAGUGGCUACGGGGGAGCAGUGCCAGAACCGGGUCAUGUUCAAGCAGUUCCUCCAGGCGGGGGCUCUGCAGUUCUGCCAGAUCGACAGCUGUCGCCUCGGAGGCGUCAACGAGAACCUCGCCGUUAUCCUCAUGGCCGAAAAGUGCAAAGUUCCCGUGUGCCCGCACGCCGGAGGCGUCGGCCUGUGCGAGCUUGUGCAGCACCUUUCCUUCUGGGACUACAUUUCUGUGUCUGGCACGAUGGACAAUAGGGAAAUUGAAUAUGUCAACCAGCUGCACGAGCACUUCAAGACACCGGUGAUCGUGAAGAAUGGCCGAUAUAUGCCACCCCAUGCUCCUGGGUACAGUUGCGAGAUGCUCCCUUCGUCCAUCGAAAAGUUCAGGUUUCCUGACGGCUCCUUCUGGAAGGAGUCUGCCAACUUUAAGGGUGUCUUUUAGGUCCCUGUCCUAGACACCCUUAGGGCCAGCUGCUUGAGCAAACAUUGGUGAUUGAAGAACUUGAGAGCAUGCCAGCAUCGAAGUUCAAGGAUAAACUUUCUGGGUUUUUGCAA
Ixodes scapularis (black-legged tick) is the source of this 1579-nucleotide messenger RNA. Its product is annotated as mitochondrial enolase superfamily member 1. Gene Ontology annotation, biological process: amino acid catabolic process; carbohydrate catabolic process. The transcript is spliced from 15 exons. The coding region runs from base 138 to 1466 and encodes 442 amino acids. Lineage: Eukaryota; Metazoa; Arthropoda; Arachnida; Ixodida; Ixodidae. The record is from RefSeq and is a predicted model, not a curated record. Gene Ontology annotation, molecular function: L-fuconate dehydratase activity; magnesium ion binding.